Messenger RNA from Daucus carota subsp. sativus, 1745 nucleotides. RefSeq lists its product as uncharacterized. Bases 28 to 1614 code for a protein of 528 amino acids. The transcript has 6 exons. The record is from RefSeq and is a predicted model, not a curated record. NCBI's taxonomy places the organism in Eukaryota, Viridiplantae, Streptophyta, Magnoliopsida, Apiales, Apiaceae.
CAAAAAGAAAGGGGGCAGCAGCUGCAGAUGAAGUGCAGAAAGAGAGGGGAUGAAAUAAUGGUGAACAUAAGGCAUAGUAUAUGUCAAUCCAUACCUAGGCGAUGGGGAAGAGAUACUAUCCUUUCAUUACUCAAUUUCAACCUUCUUUCUUACACUCGAUCUUCUGCAAUUUACUAUUAUUCCCGACUCUCCGCCAUCAUCUUCCUUCUCUUCUUGGCCGCUUUUGCUUACUCUAGCCUCCUUCAUUCUCUUCUCACUUCUAUUGAUGGAAUUUCUCCGCUAAAAAAUGAAUAUCCCAUAACUUGCUGGCUUGGCAAUGCCACUGGAAUAUGCCCUGCAAAUUACUAUCCAGGAAAAUUUGAUAAAAAAAAUUUGGACCUUGUGUCAACUUCACCAGCUGAGUGUCCUGAAUACUUUCGUUGGAUUCAUGAAGAUCUGCGGCCCUGGAGGGAGACAGGAAUUACGGAGGAGAUGGUGGAGCGUGCCAGCAGGAUGGCAGAUUUCCGUUUGGUGAUUCUGAAUGGGAAGGCUUAUGUUGAAUCAUACAGAAAGUCGUUCCAGACCAGGGAUGUGUUUACAGUGUGGGGGAUUCUACAAUUGUUGCGGUUGUACCCUGGAAGGGUGCCUGAUUUAGAUCUCGUGUUUCAGUGUGCUGACUGGCCUGUAAUUAGUGCAAGUCUAUACAGUGCUUCUAACGCCACUGCCCCUCCUCCGUUAUUUCACUAUUGUGCCAAUGAUUCCACAUUGGACAUUGUUUUUCCAGAUUGGACUUUCUGGGGAUGGCCUGAGAUUAAUAUAAAGCCUUGGGAUUCAUUGUUAAAAGACCUAGACGAAGCGAACAGUAGGACUAGUUGGAUGGACAGGGAUCCAUAUGCGUAUUGGAAGGGAAAUCCCCUUGUUUCUCUAAGCCGGAUAGAUCUCCUAAAAUGCAAUGUGUCUGAUAAGCAGGACUGGAAUGCACGUGUAUAUUUACAGGACUGGAGUCGAGAAGCACAACAAGGUUACAAGCACUCGAAUUUGGCAAGCCAAUGUACUCACAGAUAUAAGAUUUAUAUAGAAGGAUGGACCUGGUCUGUGAGUGAAAAAUAUAUUCUUGCCUGCGAUUCUGUUACCUUGCUGGUGAAGCCGCAUUUCUAUGACUUCUACUCAAGAGGUUUGAUGCCCAUGCAUCAUUAUUGGCCAAUUAGGGAUGAUGACAAAUGCAGAUCUAUUAAGUUUGCCGUUGAUUGGGGUAAUAGCCACCAGCAGAAGGCACGUGCGAUGGGUAAGGAGGCGAGCAAUUUCAUUCAGCGGGAUCUGAAGAUGGACAAGGUCUACGAUUACAUGUUUCAUCUCUUAAGCCAAUAUGCUAAACUCUUGAAAUAUAAGCCCGUAGUGCCUCGAAGAGCAGUAGAAAUUUGUUCUGAGACAAUGGCUUGUCGUUCAAGUGGAUUGACCAAGGAGUUUAUGAUGGAAUCAUUAGUGAAAGGUCCAAAAGACAAGAAUCCAUGUGUACUGCAGCCUCCCUAUGAUCCUGCAGUUCUACAAUCUGCUCUUUGGACAAAACAGAAGUCAAUAAGAGAAGUUGAGAGAUGGGAAAAACAGUAUUGGGACAACCAGAACAGAAACGACUAGGUUUAGAUAAAACAUUUUAUUACAUAAUCAGUCUCAUUGGUUGAGUUAUUUUUCUGAUAAGCCUCAUUGGUUGAGUUGUUAACUUGUAACUAGCUUUAAAUUUUUUUUUUUUAAUAUAUGUCAUAUCUCUU